AUGUUCAAUUUCACAGAUGUGACAGAAUUUGUCCUUUUAGGCUUAACCAGCCGAAAAGAACUGCAAGUACUCUUAUUUGUCAUCUUUCUCAUUGUCUAUAAUGUCACCAUGGUGGGCAACAUUGGCAUGAUGAGAUUAAUUAAGAUCAGUCCACAACUUAGCAGCCCAAUGUAUUUUUUUCUAAACCAUUUGUCAUUUAUUGAUGUAUGGUUUUCUUCCAAUGUCACUCCUAAAAUGCUGGAGAACUUGUUGUCAAAAACAAAAACAAUCUCUUUUGCUGGCUGCUUGGUACAGUGCUUCUUCUUCAUUGCCCUUGUGCACGUGGAAAUUUUCAUUCUGGCUGUGAUGGCCUUUGACAGGUACAUGGCAAUUGGAAAGCCUCUGCUCUAUGGUAGCAAAAUGUCAAGGGUUGUCUGCAUUCGACUGAUUUCUUUCCCUUACAUAUAUGGGUUUCUGACUAGUCUGGCUGCAACAUUAUACUAUGGCUUGUACUUCUGUGGGAAAACUGAGAUCAACCACUUCUACUGUGCAGAUCCACCCCUCAUCAAGAUGGCCUGUGCGGGGACCUUUGUGAAAGAAUAUACAAUGCUCUUCCUUGCAGGCAUUAACUUCACAUAUUCCUUGAUUGUUGUCAUCAUCUCCUAUCUGUUCCUUCUCAUUGCUGUUCUCAGAAUGCGCUCAGCGGAAGGUAGGCGCAAGGCAUUUUCCACCUGUGGAUCUCACCUCACCGCAGUGGGCAUAUUUUGUGGUACUCUCAUCUUCAUGUACCUCAGAAGACCCACUGAGGAGUCAGUGGAGCAAGGAAAGAUGGUAGCUGUGUUCUAUACCACAGUGAUUCCCAUGUUGAAUCCUAUGAUCUACAGUCUGCGGAACAAGGAUGUCAAGGAAGCCAUGGACACAGUGAUUAGCAAGAAGAUCUUAAUAAAAUAA
This is a messenger RNA of Psammomys obesus (fat sand rat), 930 nucleotides long. RefSeq names its product olfactory receptor 5M3-like. Gene Ontology annotation, molecular function: G protein-coupled receptor activity; olfactory receptor activity; odorant binding. Gene Ontology annotation, biological process: G protein-coupled receptor signaling pathway; sensory perception of smell. Gene Ontology annotation, cellular component: membrane. The record is from RefSeq and is a predicted model, not a curated record. NCBI's taxonomy places the organism in Eukaryota, Metazoa, Chordata, Mammalia, Rodentia, Muridae.